AAAUUUGCAAAAGCAAAACAAAAUUUAGGGACCAAAGGCUAAACUAUUCCUAGGGCUUUAUUUUUCUUUUCCCCCAAGUUUUCCCUAGGGCUUUUUACUCUCAAUCUUUUUAUCAUCUAAAACUAAAACUAAAGCUAAACCUUUUCUUCUUCAUUGUCUGCGUGAGAGCAAUACAGAGCUCAGCUCAACAAUGGCAGACGAUACAACGACGCUAUCGUCACAGCUCGCUCAGUCAACCAUGAACGACGGAGUCCCCAGCUACGAAGAUUUGAAAGCUGAGUUCUCUGACCGAGUUUUAAUUCGUUCCAUUAUUUCCCGAUCCGAUGGCGGAUCCGGACUUGCUGGGCAACGUGUACGAAUAGGUGGGUGGGUCAAGACCGGUCGAAAGGCGGACAAGGACGCAUUUGCCUUCUUGGAGCUAAACGAUGGGUCUUGCCCAGGGAAUCUCCAGGUUAUUGUGGAGGCGGACAAGGCUGACCUUGGCCAGCUCGUGUCAACUGGAACUUGCGUGUCUGUGGAUGGCGUUUUGAAACUUCCUCCGGCUGGGACUAAGCAGAAAGUGGAGCUCCGGGUCGAGAAGGUAGUUCACGUGGGUCCAGUCGACCCGGCCAAGUACCCAUUACCUAAGACAAGACUCACGCUUGAGUUUUUGAGGGACUUUGUUCAUCUUCGUCCCAGGACCAAUACGAUUUCUGCAAUUGCCCGUAUAAGAAAUGCCCUUGCAUUUGCCACCCAUACAUUUUUUCAAAAGCAUAGUUUUCUUUAUGUGCACACACCAAUUAUAACCACCAGUGACUGUGAGGGUGCUGGUGAGAUGUUUCAAGUUACUACUUUGAUUAAUGAAGCUGAAAGAUUGGAGAAGGAGCUUAUUAAGAAUCCUCCCCCAUCGGAGUCCGACUUAGAAGCCGCCAGGCUUGUUGUCAAGGAGAAAGGAGAUGCUGUCUCCCAGCUGAAAGCUGCUAAAGCAAGUAAGCAGGAGAUUGGUGCUUCUGUGGUUCUACUGAAGAAAGCCAAGGAAGAUUAUGCGAAAUUGGAGGAGAGAUCUAAGCUUAAGCCGGGUAUUCCCAAAAAAGAUGGAAAGAUUGAUUAUACACAAGAUUUCUUUGCCCGUCAAGCUUUUCUGACUGUAUCUGGUCAAUUACAAGUUGAGUCAUUUGCAUGUGCUCUCAGUAGCGUUUAUACGUUUGGACCUACUUUUCGGGCUGAGCAUUCUCACACCACGAGGCAUUUGGCAGAGUUUUGGAUGGUGGAGCCUGAAUUAGCAUUUUCUGAUCUUCAGGAUGAUAUGAACUGCGCAGAGGCAUAUGUGAGAUUUCUUUGCCAGUGGUUACUUGACAAUUGCUGUGAUGAUAUGGAGUUUAUGGCUGACAAAUUUGAUAAAGGUUGCAUCACUCGAUUAAAAAUGGUUGCUUCAACCCCAUUUGAACGGAUAACAUAUACAAAAGCAGUAGAGCUUUUAGAAGAGGCUGUGAAGAAUGGUAAGCAGUUUGAGAACAAGGUAGAGUGGGGAAUUGAUUUGGCAUCUGAACAUGAAAGAUACUUGACAGAAGUUAUGUUCAAGAAGCCUGUUAUUGUUUAUAAUUACCCAAAAGGAAUAAAAGCAUUUUACAUGAGGUUGAAUGAUGAUUGUAAAACAGUUGCUGCUAUGGAUGUUCUUGUGCCAAAGGUGGGAGAAUUGAUAGGCGGCAGCCAGAGAGAGGAGCGUUAUGAUGUUAUUCAAAGCAGGAUCCAAGAGAUGGGGCUCCCUACUGAGCCAUAUGAAUGGUACCUUGACUUGCGUCGCUUUGGCACAGUGAAACACAGUGGUUUCGGUCUCGGCUUUGAGAGGAUGAUUCUGUUUGCGACAGGCAUUGACAACAUUAGAGAUGUUAUUCCGUUCCCUAGAUAUCCCGGAAGAGCAGAUCUUUGAUUCUUGUGGUUAGUCUUUGUAUUUUUGCCUAUGGGAAGUCAAACACACAAAAGUGGAUCUUUAGGAUCCCUCACUCUAAUUUUAUAUGAUUGCGAGCAUGAAGUGUUUUUUUAUUAUUAUUAUUAGUUUUGUUGUUAAAAAAAUGAAAGCUUAAUUUAUAAAUUAUCAAGCAAUAAUAUAUAUCUUUAUAGGGACUUUCUUCUA
Molecule: messenger RNA, 2113 nt
Organism: Cannabis sativa
Lineage: Eukaryota; Viridiplantae; Streptophyta; Magnoliopsida; Rosales; Cannabaceae
Product: asparagine--tRNA ligase, cytoplasmic 1
Exons: 6
Coding region: 191-1909 (572 amino acids)
Biological process (GO): asparaginyl-tRNA aminoacylation
Cellular component (GO): mitochondrion
Molecular function (GO): asparagine-tRNA ligase activity; ATP binding; nucleic acid binding
Source: RefSeq, a predicted model, not a curated record